This is a messenger RNA of Xenopus tropicalis (tropical clawed frog), 1499 nucleotides long. Its product is annotated as cathepsin S-like. The record is from RefSeq and is a predicted model, not a curated record. Gene Ontology annotation, biological process: proteolysis. Gene Ontology annotation, molecular function: cysteine-type peptidase activity; cysteine-type endopeptidase activity. The coding region runs from base 185 to 1051 and encodes 288 amino acids. Lineage: Eukaryota; Metazoa; Chordata; Amphibia; Anura; Pipidae. The transcript is spliced from 6 exons.
AACCAGUAUAAAGCUGCAGGUUGGCUGCACAAUGGGCUGUUGGAAAGUUCUCCUGCUCCCCAGGAUCUUCCUCUCACUGUGCAGGUAGAGCGGCUCUUUUCUCUCCUCAGCUUAUGCUCCUCAUCUUAUUCUAUAGAAUUCUCAUGCACACUCACUCUUACAUAGGCUUUUAUUUGUGUUUUUAAUGAAUAACUACUGUAUUUUCUGGCUUAGUAUUUCCUUUCUGUAUUUAGUGCAUCAGGAGACCAUGGGACCGUCCAGCAUCUGCCUUGUGGCUCUGCUUUCCCUACUGAUCCCGGCUCACUCGGCCCCUGAUCCCACCCUGGACACUCACUGGCAGCUGUGGGUUAAAACUCACCAGAAGAGCUAUAAGGAUGCGGAAGAGGAACGUGCCAGACGGACCAUCUGGGAGGAGACACUGAAAUUUAUCACAGUCCAUAACUUGGAAUAUUCCUUGGGACUCCACACUUAUGAGGUUGGGAUGAACCAUCUGGGAGAUAUGACAGGUGAGGAGGUGGCUGCAACAAUGACAGGUUACAUCGACUCAGGGGAUUCAUUGGACAAUGUGGUCCACGUACCGAAAGAGAUACUAGAGGCUCUGCCGCCGGCAUCAAUAGACUGGAGAACCAAAGACUGUGUCACCCCUGUGAGAAAUCAGGAGGCACAGUGCAAAAGGAAGAAGCGAAGUAAUACUGGAGUAGUAAUGAAUUUCCAUAAAAUUCCUGCUGGCAAUGAAACACUUCUUAAGAAUGCCGUUGGGACAGUAGGACCUGUGUCUGUUGCCAUAGACAGCAGUCAUCAAGGGUUCCGUAUGCACAAGUCAGCAGGUAUUUAUUAUGAUCCAUAUUGCACCACCAAUGUAGACCAUGCUGUGCUUGUGGUUGGAUAUGGUACAGAAAAUGGCAAGGACUAUUGGCUGGUUAAGAACAGCUGGGGAAUAGAAACUGGAGACAAAGGAUACAUCAAAAUGGCUAGAAACCGCAAAAACCAUUGUGGCAUUGCCCAGGCAGCUGCGUACCCAAUAUUGAGAAGCCUGGUCCUAACAGACUAGAUGGCCAAUGGUAUUUUAUCAGCAAGUAAAUAAUUCUUUUCAUUUUUGUCUGCCUAAAUCUCUUCUGUUUAUUUUAACCUCUAAAUUUACAAAUGAAACCACGCUUUAACUACUUUUGCUUAAGGGCGAAGACACACGUGGUGAUUAAUCACCGUGACUUUUUAAAAAGUUGCGCCGACUAAUCCGCGAAACAAGAACUGCUAACUCUGCUCUCUAUAUAUGCUCUUACUGUUAUUUACAUAGUAGCCGAGAUUAAAAAAUUACACAUUGCUAUCAAGUAAAUCCUGCUUAACUUCUACUUGACCUGCAUUUAUUCCAUAUGAGCUUUUAUUCCAGGACCCGAAUAUCAUGAUUUUCUUGAAUUAUCUGGCACAUAAUAAAGAUUCUGACACAUAAUAACUGUCUAUGCCAGGGCACAAAAAGGUUGCAAGUCCAUAGAUUAAUGGGU